AUGCGCGGCGGCGAACCUGGCUGCCGGGCAUGCACGGACCUGGCCCCCAGUUGCAGGAGGGCUCAAGGCGAGUUGGCUUCCUUCCGGGCGAGCCCGCGUUCCGCCACCACAGCGCUGAAUCGACUGGUCAAGGACAAGCGGUCGGUCGAAGCUGCGAAGUUGUUGGAGGAGCUCAUUUAUGGUCGAGUCGCGGUGGACGAGGUGCACUUUAGAGCGGUGCUUUUCGGCGUGGCUGCUGCACAGUCCUGGAUGCUUGCAGUCCACCUCCUGGCAGAGAUGGAGCAGUGCAGGAUUCCUUACAACAAAGGUGCUUGUGAUGCGGCCAUCAGCUCAUGCCGUUCCAGCGGCAAGUGGGAGUUGGCACUGGGUUUGCUGGCUUCCUUGCACUUGGCGACUUUGGUCGGGGAUGCGGUCACCUUCAGCAACGCGAUGGGCUCCUGCUUGCGCGACUUCCGGUGGCCAACCUCUCUUGCCCUUUUUCGCUCCAUGGCCCUCCGGCAGGUGAGCCCAGACAGCUACUGCUGCAGUGUGGCGCUCAGCUCUUGCAAGGGCCAGGCUUGGAGAGUGACCCAACUACUUCUUGAAGACUACACAUCUGCGAACACGAUCUGUCAGAAUGCAGCCCUUAGUGCCGGCGGGCACUGGGAGUCAGUCCUCGGCGUGGUCGCGGGCUUGGAAACCCGUCAGGUCCAAUCCGACACCGUGACCUUCUCGACGGCAUUGGCCUGCGAGGGCUUUGCUGACUGGCCACUCGCGCUGCGAAUCAUCGACCACAUGAGCGCCAAGAAGGCUACACCGAACAUCAUCGCGGUGAAUGCCGCACUCUCUGUCUGUGAGAUGCGGGGAGAAUGGGAGGCUGCUCUUGCGCUGCUGAAGGAGGCAGUCGCUGAAAGACUAGGUCCCUCUGCAAUCACCCUGAACACCAUCAUCAGCGCCUGUCAAAAGAGCGACGCCUGGGAGGAAGCUGUGGGGCUCCUAUGCCGCAUGCCCGCUCUGCAUCUUCAAAGGGAUUCCUUUACCUACAACGCAGCUGCUAGCGCCUGCUGCAGAAGACAGUGGCGUCGUUCGCUUCAGCU
Molecule: messenger RNA, 1076 nt
Organism: Symbiodinium sp. CCMP2456
Lineage: Eukaryota; Dinophyceae; Suessiales; Symbiodiniaceae
Source: the annotation of a GenBank genome assembly